AUGACUGACCGUCUGACCAUGCUUCGAGAACUCAAUCACGACAUCCUGACACACAUCGUCUCCUUCCUCGAUGCGCCCUCUGCAGUCUGCUUGGCAUUGACCUGUCACCAAAAUUACGAAUCCAUCCUCUCGAUAUGUCGCCGCUCACUGCUCGAAGAUAUCUGUCCCAGAGAUGUUGGCAAGCCACUGCCUAAAAUCAUCGAUGCACAAUCAUACAACACCCUUGCCCUCGAUACAGCAGGCGAAUCCAAACCGCCAAACGAGAUACCCAACCGCUGGAUGAUCGACAAGGCCCAUGAUGGCCAAACAUCUAGCUUAUAUUAG
Molecule: messenger RNA, 324 nt
Organism: Cladophialophora carrionii CBS 160.54
Lineage: Eukaryota; Fungi; Ascomycota; Eurotiomycetes; Chaetothyriales; Herpotrichiellaceae
Exons: 1
Coding region: 1-324 (107 amino acids)
Molecular function (GO): protein binding
Source: RefSeq, a predicted model, not a curated record